CAAGUGCGGUCUCUCACUUCCGUUCCACGCGACAUCAACAUGGAUGAGUUUCUUGCUCGUGCAGAGAAAGCGGAGAAAGAGAUUGCAUCACUGGAGUCAGAGAUUGCCAGCUUGAAGGACCCAGAGAGGCUGAUUGCAGAGGACUCGGUCACACCAGAGUUGGACAAACUUAGGACAGAGAAUGCUAAACUUAAGUUCCAGAUUGUACAUUUGAGGCGAAAUAUUGCUGCUGAGAAGUCCAAAUCAUCCAACAACAUGCUGAGCAUAGCCAGUAUACUUCAGGAUAUCUUCAAGCAAGCUAUCAACCAGGCUUAUCCUGAUCUUGCCAACCCACCCCUGGUGGUCACUGUGAGCACUAAUGAGAAGUUUGGGGACUAUCAGUGCAACAGUGCCAUGGGUAUAGCACAGAUACUGAAGUCCCAGGGUCAGAAGGCUUCCCCCAGGGAUAUAGCUCAGGCUAUAGUUGGUAAACUGCCUGAGAACGAGCUCAUAGAUAAGACUGAAAUUGCGGGACCAGGCUUUAUCAAUGUUCAUCUGAAGAAGGAUUUCAUAUCGGUGCAACUGAGAGAUUUGCUGGGCAAAGGAGUGCGUCCUCCUGUUAUAGCAGCAAAGAAGAGAGUAGUGGUUGAUUUCUCUUCACCAAACAUUGCCAAGGAAAUGCAUGUUGGACAUCUAAGGUCCACCAUUAUUGGUGAGAGCAUCUGCCGUCUGUGUGAAUUUCUAGAGCAUGAUGUUCUGAGGUUGAAUCACAUAGGAGACUGGGGGACACAGUUUGGGAUGCUGAUUGCACACCUCAAGGACAAGUUCCCAAACUACCUGACAGUGUCGCCACCUAUUGGGGAUCUGCAGGCGUUCUACAAGGAAUCCAAGGUUCGUUUUGACAAUGAUGAAGAGUUCAAAAAGCGUGCAUAUGCAGCUGUUGUCAGCCUCCAGGCCCAUGAACCUGACUCUCUCAAAGGAUGGAACUUGAUAUGUGAUGUAUCCAGGAUGGAAUUUGAGAAAAUAUACCAACGGCUUGAUGUAUCCAUUGUGGAGCGAGGUGAAUCUUUUUACCAAGAUUUGAUGAGCGAAGUGGUGAAAGAACUGGACGCAAAAGGUUUGACAGAGAUAGAUGAUGGGAGAAAGAUAAUGUUUGUCCCCGACUCUAGCAUACCUCUAACACUGGUGAAAUCUGAUGGUGGCUAUACCUACGACACAUCUGACAUGGCGGCUGUAAAACAUCGUCUGUUUGUGGAAAAAGGUGAUUGGUUGAUCUACGUGGUUGAUGCUGGACAGGGCACCCACUUUCAGACUGUAUUUUCUGCGGCCAGGAAGGCAGGUUAUUAUGACCCUAGGUUGAAGAGGGUUGAACAUGUGGGCUUUGGAGUGGUGUUAGGAGAGGACAGAAAGAAGUUCAAGACCCGGUCAGGAGAGACAGUUCGACUGGUGGAUUUGCUGGACGAAGGGUUGAAGAGGAGCGAAGCAAAACUGAAGGAAAAAGAACGGGAUAAGGUACUGACUCCCGAGGAGUUGAAAGCAGCUCAGGAAGCCGUUGCCUACGGGUGCAUUAAAUAUGCCGACUUAUCUCAUAACAGAACUAAUGAUUAUGUCUUCUCCUUUGACAAGAUGUUGGAUGACAAGGGAAAUACUGCAGUGUACCUUCUGUAUGCCUACAUGAGAAUAAAAUCAAUUGCUCGAACUGCUGGAGUUACACCAGAGCAACUUAAAGAAGCCUCCAAGAGCACAGAAUCUUGGAAAGUGGACCAUCCCAAGGAAUGGAAAUUGGCCAAAUGCAUCGUGAAAUUCCCAGAAAUUAUCCUGAAAGUGGCGGAGGAUCUUUACAUGCACACUCUAUGCGAUUACUUGUAUGAAAUGGCCACCACUUUCACAGAGUUCUAUGAUGCAUGUUACUGUGUAGAAAAGGACAAGAAGACUGGGGAGAUUCUCAAGGUGAACAUGAAUCGUCUGCUUCUUUGUGAGGCUGCAGCUUCCAUCAUGGCUGCUGGGUUCAACAUUCUGGGAAUAAAACCAGUGGGAAGAAUGUAGUGGCGACACCUAUUGAGCAGGGCAGAAUCUACCAACUGAAAAUUGACAACUGUUAAUUGAAAAAUCAUUCAUGAUUCUUGCAUAAAGAUAUCUGCAGUUGAAACAAAGUCAAAAACUUGUAGUGGAAAUCCAGAAGAAAUAUGGAGGCAGAUCGUUCAUAAUUUAAACAGAGGAAAUAUGGAAUAUAGUUACCACUGUGACUGUUAUCACAUAUGGCUUCUUAGAUGUAUUCAUACAAAUUGUAUUUGGCAUACUCUGGUCACAGAUUACACAUAGAAAAAGCUAAAGGUUUUUUUGUUUUUU
This is a messenger RNA of Lingula anatina, 2328 nucleotides long. RefSeq names its product arginine--tRNA ligase, cytoplasmic. The record is from RefSeq and is a predicted model, not a curated record. Gene Ontology annotation, biological process: arginyl-tRNA aminoacylation. Gene Ontology annotation, molecular function: arginine-tRNA ligase activity; ATP binding. NCBI's taxonomy places the organism in Eukaryota, Metazoa, Brachiopoda, Lingulata, Lingulida, Lingulidae. Gene Ontology annotation, cellular component: cytoplasm.